AUGGGCAAAACAUUCAAGAAUGUCACCUUAAGCGUGAUAGGUGAAUUCGGGCCCAAAGCAGACAAAUUCAAGCAAUGGGUUGAAGCCAACGGUGGUAAAUUUUCGAAAGAAGUUAAUGACCAAGUCACGCAUUUACUAUCUACCAAGGAAGCCUUCAAAAGAGCCAACACCGUUGUACGAGCGGCCAAACGCAUCAAGGGUUUGAAGAUCGUUUCCUCAGACUGGUUGGAAGACUCGCUCUUAUCCAAAUCACGACGUCCAAAGCGUGAAGGCCCUUACCUAUGGUCUCAUUUGACUAAAAAUGUAAAGAAGAAAUGUGCAGCAAGACAGGAUGUGAACAAGGAGCCAAAGGCCGGUCUGAAAAACGGUCGAUAUACCCGCCUUUUCUAUGGAAUUCUAAAGCUACAUGGCUAUUUGGCUAAUAAUAAUCUCCCUAAAUCAGGCCUUGCACGGAAGAAAAACUCAGAACUAGGUGGAAUACCUCUACACCUAAGCUUAUGCGGAAAGCAAUAUUCUAAUGACUACUUUUUCGCAGCUGGACAUCACGUCUACUCAGAUGCAGCUGGGACUCGCUACAUGGCAACCCUAGUUCGGCCAAUUGAAGCUUCUAAAGCAAAGGAAAAGCAUGUUCUAAAGGUAUCAAUAUACCGAAAGCCCCAUGUCAUCCUUUACGAAUCAGACCAUACUCCGCAUAUAUACGCUGUCUUUGCAAAAUACACGCGUCCAGGACGAGUCGGGUCAGAUUAUAUAACUCCUGUAGGGAAUCCUUUAUCUACAGCUCUAAAGGAAUUCAAUAAAUUCUUUCUCGGGAAGGCAGGCAAGUCCUGGGAUCAAAGAGAGGGUCCACCUAAGCCUAAGAAGGGACAAGCUGAUGGAAAAAUUUGCUCAUGGGAUAACUGGUUUGAAUAUGUUGCUGAGCCCUCAACACCCGUUACUGCUACCCUAAAUGCAGAAGCAUAA
Molecule: messenger RNA, 960 nt
Organism: Microsporum canis CBS 113480
Lineage: Eukaryota; Fungi; Ascomycota; Eurotiomycetes; Onygenales; Arthrodermataceae
Product: BRCT domain-containing protein
Exons: 3
Coding region: 1-960 (319 amino acids)
Source: RefSeq, a predicted model, not a curated record